Molecule: messenger RNA, 1614 nt
Organism: Equus quagga
Lineage: Eukaryota; Metazoa; Chordata; Mammalia; Perissodactyla; Equidae
Gene: ANKDD1A
Product: ankyrin repeat and death domain containing 1A
Biological process (GO): signal transduction
Molecular function (GO): protein binding
Source: RefSeq, a predicted model, not a curated record
AUGGAGGAGGCGCUGGCGUGGGAGACGGACGGCAUGCUUCCUCUGGAGAGGCAGCUCCACGAGGCCGCCCGCCGGAACAACGUCGGGAGGAUGAAGGAGCUGAUCGGGAGGAGAGUCAAUGUCAGGGCCAGAAACCACGUGGGCAGGGUGGCCCUGCACUGGGCGGCAGGCGCAGGGCAUGAGCAAGCUGUGCGGCUGCUCCUGGAGCAUGGGGCUGCUGUGGACGAUGAGGAUGCGGUAGGACCCCUCGUGGAGGCGCGUCUGUGUUUUGGGAUGAACGCGCUUCUCCUGUCUGCCUGGUUCGGCCACUUACGGAUCCUGCAGAUCCUGGUCAACUCUGGGGCCAAGAUCCACUGUGAGAACAAGGAGGGCCUGACCUUACUGCACUGCGCAGCCCAAAAAGGCCACGUGCCAGUGCUGGCAUUCAUAAUGGAGGACCUGGAGGACGUGGCUCUGGACCACGCUGACAAGCUGGGAAGGACAGCGUUUCACCGGGCUGCUGAGCACGGGCAGCUGGAUGCUCUGGACUUCCUUGUGGGCUCUGGCUGUGACCACAGUGUCAAAGACAAGGACGGGAACACGGCCCUUCACCUGGCUGCCGCCCGGGGCCACCUGGCUGUGCUGCAGCGACUCGUGGACAUCAGGUUGGACCUGGAUGAGCGGAAUGCGGAGGGUCUGACUGCCCUGCACGCGGCUGCUGAAGGGAUCCACCCCGACUGUGUGCGGCUCCUCCUUGGGGCUGGGAGCAACGUGAACACCCUCACCCAGAAAAAGCAGAGCUGCCUCCACUAUGCAGCCCUCAGUGGCUCCGAGGACGUGGCCCGGGCCCUCAUCCACGCAGGAGGCUGCACCAAUGUGGCUGAUCAUCAGGGCGCCUCUCCUGUGCACCUUGCUGUGAGACACAACUUCCCUGCCCUGGUGCAGCUCCUCAUCGACGCCGGCAGUGACCUGGAUGCCACCGACAAUAGGCAGCAGACGCCCCUCCACCUUGCUGCUGAGCACGCCUGGCAGGACAUAGCUGAGAUGCUUCUCGUCGCUGGGGUUAACUUAAACCUGAGAGAUAAGCAAGGAAAAACCGCCCUGGCAGUGGCCGCCCGCAGCAACCACGUCAGCCUGGUGGACAUGAUCAUAAAAGCCGAUCGUUUCUACAGAUGGGAGAAGGACCACCUCUCAUGCAGGGAUCCCAGUGACCCCUCUGGGAAGAGCUUGACCUUUAAGCAGGACCAUCGGCAGGAAACACAGCAGCUCCGUUCGGUACUGUGGCGAUUGGCCUCCAGGUACCUGCGGCCCCAUGAAUGGAAGAAGCUUGCGUAUUGCUGGGAGUUCAGCGAGGCCCACGUCCACGCCAUCGAGCAGCAGUGGACAGGCACCAAGAGCUACCAGGAGCAUGGCCACCGGAUGCUGCUCAUCUGGCUGCAUGGCGUGACCACUGCCAGCGAGAACCCCAGCAAAGCACUGUUCGAGGGCCUUGUGGCCAUUAGCAGGAGAGACCUGGCUGGUAAGAGUGUCCUCUGCCCGGCUCCUGCUCAGGGCGGGGCCAGGCCCCAAGGUCAGAGCUGCAUGGCCCUGCUGGAAUGCAGCAGGGCCCCCAAAGGGCUCCUCAGACCACAAUGA